Solenopsis invicta (red fire ant) is the source of this 2265-nucleotide messenger RNA. Its product is annotated as bifunctional 3'-phosphoadenosine 5'-phosphosulfate synthase. Lineage: Eukaryota; Metazoa; Arthropoda; Insecta; Hymenoptera; Formicidae. Gene Ontology annotation, molecular function: ATP binding; adenylylsulfate kinase activity; sulfate adenylyltransferase (ATP) activity. The record is from RefSeq and is a predicted model, not a curated record. Gene Ontology annotation, biological process: 3'-phosphoadenosine 5'-phosphosulfate biosynthetic process; sulfate assimilation.
UCCUGCUAAUUCAUUAAUAUUUGAGGUUCAUAACAUUAAUCAAUAUAUGUCUUGUAUUUCUAUAAAAAUAAUAUUAAAAUAACGUAAUAACAGUAGUUGUUAUAUAGCACAAAUUAUUGCAUAACAAGUGCUAAUAAAUAGAAAGAGCAAUAAGCAAAGGGUUCUCAGAAUCUUCAAGAAAUGGGAAUCUUUGUACGAUCGAUUCUGGAAAUUUCGGAUUCUUCGAAAGAGGCGGAGGCAAUAGCGACCAAUGUGUCUUCUCAAGCGCAUCAUGUGUCCAGAACGAAACGGGGAAAAGCAAUCAGCUCCGUUGGAGGAUUUCGCGGAUGCACAAUUUGGAUGACGGGGCUUUCCGGUGCCGGAAAGACUUCCAUUUCUUUUCAGCUUGAGGAAUAUCUCGUUUCUCAGGGAAUUCCUACGUACAGUUUGGACGGUGAUAAUAUGCGCACCGGUUUAAAUCGUAAUCUCGGCUUCAGCAAGGAGGAUCGCAAGGAGAACGUGCGUCGCGUCGCCGAAGUUGCGAGGCUCUUCGCGGACGCCGGCAUCAUUACCCUCUGCAGCUUUGUAUCACCUUUCGCGGCGGAUCGAAAAAUGGCACGAGAAAUUCACGAAAAUGCCAAUCUGCCUUUUUUCGAGGUAUUCAUCAACGCGUCCCUCCAAGUCUGCGAGGCCCGCGACGUCAAAGGACUCUAUAAGAAAGCGCGUCAAGGUAUCAUUAAGGGUUUCACCGGUAUCGAUCAAAGUUAUGACGUACCCACCGAGCCUGACCUCGUUGUCGACACGGAGAACGCGACUAUUGAACAAUCCACCGACAUCGUCAUCAACUUUCUCCAACUCAAACAAAUUGUACCAAAGGCAUGUUUACUCAAGCAAUUUCCUUUUCUGGAGUUAUUCGUGGAAGAGGAUAGAUUGGAUGACGUCCGGAAGGAAAUGAAAACUCUUCCGACUUUGAAAAUUGGAAAAGUAGACGUGCAAUGGCUGCAAGUUCUCGCUGAGGGAUGGGCGGCGCCUUUGAAGGGAUUCAUGAGGGAGAACGAGUAUCUUCAAGUGCAGCAUUUCAAUUGUCUGUACGAGAACGGUGUUACCAUCAAUCAAUCGAUCCCCAUUGUUCUCGCCGUAAGUACCGUCGACAAAAGUACCGUCGACAAAGAGCGCUGCUUCGAUGCGACUGCGCUCGUCCUCAGGUACCAGGACAAAGAUCUCGCCGUCUUACGCAAUCCGGAAUUUUAUCUUCACCGCAAGGAGGAACGUUGCUGCCGUCAAUUCGGCACGUAUGAUCCCAGACAUCCCUACGUCAGAUUGAUCCGUGACUCCGGCGACUGGUUGGUCGGCGGUGAUUUGGAAGUGCUCGAAAGGAUUAGGUGGGACGAUGGGCUGGAUCACUACAGGCUAACGCCAAACGAGAUCAAGAUUAAGUGUCGGGAGAUUGGCGCCGACGUAGUUUUUGCUUUCCAACUGCGAAAUCCGAUACACAACGGACACGCAUUACUGAUGCAGGAUACUAGGAGACGUCUCGUGGAAUCCGGCUUCAAGAAACCAGUCCUUCUUCUUCAUCCUUUAGGCGGGUGGACCAAAGACGAUGAUGUCCCUCUAUCGGUUAGAAUACAGCAGCACCAGGCCGUUCUCGAAGAAGGCGUCUUGCACGAGGAUACCAUUCUCGCUAUCUUCCCUAGCCCCAUGUGUUACGCUGGUCCCACGGAGGUGCAGUGGCAUGCCAAAGCUCGUAUGAUCGCAGGAGCAAAUUUCUACAUUGUCGGACGAGAUCCUGCUGGCAUCCCUCAUCCCGACAAGUCCGCCACACCAGACAGUAAUCUCUACGAUGCCACUCAUGGCGCGCGCGUCCUUUCAAUGGCCCCGGGUUUACAGAAUCUCGAAAUUAUUCCUUUCAGGGUAGCUGCUUACGACACCAAAGCGAACAAAAUGUCUUUCUUCGAAGUCGAACGGCAACAGGACUUCAUCUUUAUUUCCGGUACCAAAAUGCGCAAUUUUGCAAAAAAUAGUGAAGAUCCUCCCGAAGGUUUUAUGGCACCGAAAGCAUGGAAAAUUGUCGCGAAAUAUUUCCGAACUACUCACACGUAAUCAAUAAGCGAGUUGACGAAAUAAAUAAUAUUUAUUACAUGUAUAAUAUAAUAUAACAUUACUGAUUCUAAUAUUGUACAAAACAGUUAAAAAGUUCAAUAUAAUGGGCAAUACAUGUAUAAUAAAGUAAAAUAAAUACGUAGGUAAGUUACGGAGCAUAGAGCAAAAAUAAUGGAAAACAAUGGA